GGCACCAUGGGCCGGCUGCUGAGGGCCCCGGGGCAGACGCCGCUGCUGCCGCUGCCGCCGGCGCCGCUUCUGCUGCUUCUGCUGCUGGCCGGAGGAGCAUCCCUGGCCACGUGUGCAGCCGGGUCUGAGGAGCCUGGCCCGGAGGGCCUCCCCUCCACCUCCCUGCUGGACCUCCUGCUGCCCACUGGCCUGGAGCCGCUGGACUCAGAGGAGCCCAGUGAGGCCAUGGGACUGGGGGCUGGCCUGGGAGCCCCUGGCUCUGGCUUCGCCAGCGAAGAGAGCGAAGAGUCCCGCAUCCUGCAGCCGCCGCAGUACUUCUGGGAAGAGGAGGAGGUGCUGAACGACUCUAGCCUGGACCUGGGACCCACUGCAGAUUACGGUUUUCCAGACCUGACUGAGAAGGCUGGUCCCAUAGAGGAUACCGGCCAGAGUCAAGAGGGGGCGAGCCUCCCGUCUCCCCUGCCCAAGAUGAGCCUAGUGGAGCCACCCUGGCACGUGGUCCCCGGAGAGGAGGAAGAGGAGGAGCAGCUGCUGCCUGUGACCAGAUCCCAAGAAGAAUCCCGAAGUCAGGUCCGCGGCUUUCCUCCCACCGGCAGCAGCCAGAGCGCAGGGGCCCCCGCACACCGGCACGAGGAGUCUGGGGACCAGGCCUCCUCGGGUGUGGAGCUGGGGAGCAGCAUGGAGCCGAGCCGUUCCCCGCCCACAGUCGCCCCAAGUCCAGUGACCCUGGGGGGUCCGGAUGUGGCCGACUGGGGGGCAGGGGGCACGGCGCUGCCCGCCACAGGGCGCGGGCUAGAGUUGGAGGCCCCUCGGGAGCCCAGUGAGGAGGCCGCUGCGGGAACAGCUGGCUCGGCCGGCCGGCUGGGGGAGGGACCGUCCCCGGCCUCGUUCCCUCAGACAGACGCUCCCAGCGGGGCUGAGGCCUCAGACGAAGACCCCACGCACCCUGGGGCCUCAGCCUCUUUCUCCCUGGCCCCUGGAGACGUGGAGCUGACACCUUCCUCUGCUGCCGUGGGACGAGAAACCCUCAGCCAGCUGCCCCAGGAAGGGCAGACCGCCGACGCCCCGUCUAGAACACCCUGGGACUCCACGCAGGUGAUCUGCAAAGACUGGAGCAACCUAGCCGGAAAGAACUACAUCAUCCUGAGCAUGGCGGAGAACGUUGACUGUGAGGUGUUCCGGCGGCACCGGGGGCUGCAGCUCCUGGCCCUGGUGGAGGGGGCGCUGCCCCGCCACGGCCGUGGCCGCCAUGGGGACUGGCACAUCUCCCUGAGCAAGCCCAGCAAGGAGGAGCGGCACCUGCUGAUGACCUUGGUGGGCGAGCAGGGUGAGCGGGGGCUGCGGGGAAGUGCACAGAGGCUCGGGGAAGGCAGGCUGAGCCCUCACUGGACUCCCUGGUUCAGGGCUCAGCAGGGCCCCCAGGCUUGGGUUCUGGAGAGGAGGAGGAGAGUGCACCCUGGUCGGGAGGGAGGCGCAGGCCCAUGUACUGUGUGUGGUGGCUUCCGGAAGCCACACCCACCACAGGUGGGCCAGCGGGCGGGCAGCAGGUACAGGUCGUGGUCUGCGUGGGCUCCAGGCUGGGGAGCGAGGCUCGGAGGCUCAGACCGGGGUUCCGAGGGUCAGGAGCCCGAGCUCCUCUGCGGCCAGGGCUGCGCUGACGGUGCGUUUCCCCAGGGGUGGUGCCCACUCAAGACGUCCUCUCCGUGCUGGGCGACGUCCGCAGGAGCCUGGUGGAGAUUGGCAUCCAGAACUACUCCACCACCAGCAGCUGCCAGGCCCGGGCCAGCCAGGUGCGCAGCGACUACGGGACGCUCUUUGUGGUGCUGGUGGUCAUCGGCGCCGUCUGCGUCAUCAUCAUCGUGCUCGGCCUGCUCUAUAACUGCUGGCAGCGCCGGCUGCCCAAGCUGAAACACGUGUCGCACGGCGAGGAGCUGCGCUUCGUGGAGAACGGCUGCCACGACAACCCCACGCUGGACGUGGCCAGCGACAGCCAGUCGGAGAUGCAGGAGAAGCAGCCCAGCCUGAACGGCGGCGGCGCCGUCAA
Messenger RNA from Physeter macrocephalus (sperm whale), 2044 nucleotides. RefSeq names its product podocalyxin like 2 (gene PODXL2). The transcript has 7 exons. Lineage: Eukaryota; Metazoa; Chordata; Mammalia; Artiodactyla; Physeteridae. The record is from RefSeq and is a predicted model, not a curated record. Bases 7 to 1908 code for a protein of 633 amino acids. Gene Ontology annotation, biological process: leukocyte tethering or rolling.